UAUGUAAAGUUUGGAAUAUGUAAAGAUGUAUUUCCAUAAUUGUGUUUAUUAUUUCAAGUUUAUCUCUUAAAACUCAACAGGCAUUCUAAGAGAUAUCAACUUAACAUUACCAAACCCCCCAAUUUCCCAGCUACGUCCAAAGCUUGUGCUCAGCAACAAGAUCUGAAUGGCUAAAUCAACCUCAAAACGCCAGAAACCAACAGUGAUGGACAGGAUCAGCAAUCUAUCAGACUCUCUCCUCUGCCAUAUCCUUUGGUUUCUAACAACCAAAGAGGCUGUUGUCACAAGCAUUUUGUCGAGCAGGUGGAAGACACUCUGGACUCUUGUGCCAAAGCUCGACUUUGAUAGCCACGAAUUUGAACGGAUAUCUUCUUCAGAUGAGGAGCAAAGUCAUAAUGAAGAUUACGGGAAUAAUAGGUACCGUUUUACGUUUACGCAUAUCGUGACCAGAGCGUGGGCUAUUCGAAAUCUCAAUAAUGCGAAUCCCAUCAAACACUUUCGCCUUCACUGGGAUUCUAAUGAUUUUGACCCAAUCCAUGCCGAAACAUGGGUCCGCGCCGCGCUUACGCCUGACUUGGAAGUGCUCGAUCUCCUCAGCGGUUUUUCCCAACCUUUCAACUUCUCGUCUACUUUGUUAAAUUAUGCUAAAUCAUUAGUAGUUUUGAAAUUAAAACGUAUCGAUGUUAAUCUGCCUUCUUCUUCUUCUUUCGGCUUCCCUAGUCUCAAGACUCUGCUUCUUCACAGUGUCUGGUAUACAAACGGCGACACUUUCUCUGAACUCCUCAGUUGCUGCCCGGUCCUCCAAAAUUUGUAUUUAGAAACCUAUAUCCCGAACUAUGAUAACAAUUUUAAAAUCAUUGUACCUACACUCGAAACAUUACAUUUAAGCUUAUACUCCACCUAUCUUCAAAGGGACUGCAGACUUGAGAUAAAUGCCCCAGCUCUCAAGUACCUUCAUUUCAGAGCUAAUAUUAAUGAAGACCAUCUGUUAAGAAACAAAUCCCUUCAUUUGGACCCAUAUUUCACUGAGGUAAAUAAAAUAAUAAAAAAAGCACCUUUAUUUAUUUUUUUAAUGUUCUAUUAUUAAAUGGCUAAACACUUUAAUAUUGUUGUGAUUAUUAUGUUGCUGUGCAGUGCCUUUGUUUUGCAACUGAAUUAGAUCUUCCCAUGUUUCAGAAUUUGGCUUUCUUAUACUUUAAAGCUGGUGCUUGUUUUUGGCAUGUGCUCCCACACUUGCUUCAUCGGGCUCCUAAUCUUGCAGUACUUGUCUUUGAGA
Quercus robur (English oak) is the source of this 1276-nucleotide messenger RNA. RefSeq names its product putative FBD-associated F-box protein At5g53640. The record is from RefSeq and is a predicted model, not a curated record. Bases 167 to 1087 code for a protein of 306 amino acids. Gene Ontology annotation, molecular function: protein binding. Lineage: Eukaryota; Viridiplantae; Streptophyta; Magnoliopsida; Fagales; Fagaceae. The transcript has a single exon.